AUGCCCCACGCUCGAAAUAGGAACCCCAGCCCCAUCCCGGAGGUAACAUGGGACACGGGACUGAAGGAGAUGAACGAGACGUGGAAAGGAGCUAUCGCCUGUCUCGGGGUGGCCGUCUUCUUCGUAAUGACAAUCGGGAUCAUAUACUGGCAAGUGGUGGACCAGCCCAACAAGAACUGGAUCCUCAGGGGGACUUUUAGCGGACUGAUCUGGGAGAGGAGAACCCACUCGCUGGUCAUACAGACCCUGGCGGAGGACAAGACCUUUGUGGAGAUAGAUGUGGGGAACGUGGGGAACCCCGAUGCCGAGGUUCCCUUCGUGAGGAACCUGUGCUGGCUGAACAAGACGGAGUUCUGCUAUACGUGGGACGCAGUGGCCGAGGUGAAGAUCUCGCUGGACGUGAAUGAAGAGACGGAGACUGAGUGCUACAGCAUGACAUGGGCGCCGGUGCACUGUCAUGUGGAGCUGAAGGACUGCUUUUCCAUGACCAAUGUAUCCUGGUACGGCGGAGCCAGUGUCCGGGGUCAGACCUGGCCCAUCAAUGAUCAGAAUGCCACCAUGCAGCCCUUCGUGGUCAGCGACCUGAAGGACAAUCCCUCCGGCUUCGGCUCUGCCCUGGAACGCUACUUCCUGGGUUCAUCAGGUGUUGCAGUCCUCGUGUCCCCCGACAUCCCCCUGCAGCUCGGGGUGGACAGCAGGCAGCAGUUCUGCCUGCAGUCGCUGCCCAGUAUGGAGCGUCUCCCACUCCAGUACACCGUGUGCGUGGCCCGCGACGUGAAGGCUGCUCACCAGGAAGCCGUGCAACAGCUCACCCGGCCCGGCAGGGAGCUGCCCAGCAUGAAAGCGCUGUGGCUGCCGUUCUGGAAGCUGCUCACCAACGUGGACUCGGGCCCGAAGGUGGAGAGGGAGCUGAGGAUCUUCUCCAAUCGUCUGAGGAGACACCAGCUGGGGGAGGGAGUCAUCAGCCUCAAUGAACAUUCCACCGCCCUCCUCUCUGAUAUGGACCAUGACUACCUCAGCGUCAGGAAAAGGGGGAUGUCCAAGAGACUGACCAGAGACCUCCCACUUGUCAAGCUUCUUAACAUUUCCAUCACCCUGUCCCCUUUCCUGGGCGUGGACACCACGCAGUUCCACACCUCCCUCGUGGACGGCACACAGGCCCACUGGCUCAGCCUCCCCUCAGCCCAUCAGGGAAAACUGGUCCCCGUGAUGAGUCAGUGGCGAGGAAAGUUCUGCGUGAAGCUGAACAUCACCAACCCGGGAGCGGUGAGCUGGUUCCUGGACAGAGUGGGCUCCCUGCAGGCCCUUCUGGGGAUGGAGUACGUCAUGCUGGAGGGGGGUGAGGGGAACGUGUUUGAGGAGCGGACCCUGCGGGCGCCACAGGAUCUGGGUGGAGACAAGUACGUCAGCCUGCUUGCUGACCUGGCCACGAGGAUGGGAGACUCCACCAUCGUGACGGCAGGGACACGGUCGAGCCACAAGCCGCUGUUUGUGAGGAUGACCCCCCUGCAGUCCGACUGGAGCCUGAUGGGCCUGAAGGGCAUCAUUCCCUCCCUGCUGCACCACACUCUGCUGGGAUACAACUUCCUCAUUCCUGAUGCAGUAGGUGGCUCUCUGUCUGGAGACCUGGUCACAGAUGAGGAGUUGUUCAUCCGUUGGUUGGAAAUCGCAGCCUUCCUCCCUGUAGUGAGCUUCCACACGCCCCCCUGGAUCUGCGGGGAGGACCGGGUGCUCAACCUCACCCGGGUCUACAUAGCAAAGCACCAGCGGGAUGUGGUCCCGCUGAUCAAAGAGUGCGCAGAGGAGUGGCGGAGGACGGGAAACCCCAUCUACCGGCCGAUGUGGUGGCUCAGUCCCAGUGACCCGGCGACCUUCACCAUCGAUGACCAGUUCCUCAUCGGAGACAAGGUCCUGGUGGCACCGGUGGUGGAGCAGGGGGCGGUGCAGAGGGAUAUUUAUCUACCUGACGGGGGCUUCCAGUGGCAGGACAGCCAGAGCGCUCAGGUGUUUGACGGGGGGACGUUUCUACGGGACUACCCUGUGCCCCUGGAGGAGGUGGCCGUCUUCUUACGGAGAAGCUGA
Messenger RNA from Pleuronectes platessa (European plaice), 2082 nucleotides. RefSeq names its product SITS-binding protein. Bases 1 to 2082 code for a protein of 693 amino acids. The record is from RefSeq and is a predicted model, not a curated record. The transcript has 10 exons. Lineage: Eukaryota; Metazoa; Chordata; Actinopteri; Pleuronectiformes; Pleuronectidae.